Molecule: messenger RNA, 1380 nt
Organism: Lasiodiplodia theobromae
Lineage: Eukaryota; Fungi; Ascomycota; Dothideomycetes; Botryosphaeriales; Botryosphaeriaceae
Product: O-acetylhomoserine o-acetylserine sulfhydrylase
Exons: 7
Coding region: 1-1380 (459 amino acids)
Biological process (GO): transsulfuration
Molecular function (GO): transferase activity, transferring alkyl or aryl (other than methyl) groups; pyridoxal phosphate binding
Source: RefSeq, a predicted model, not a curated record
AUGAGCGGCGAGCUUCCCCAGAGAUUCGAGACCCUCCAGCUUCACGCUGGCCAGGAGCCUGACUCGGCGACGCGGUCUCGCGCGACACCCAUCUACGCGACCACUUCUUACGUGUUCAAUGACUCCGCACACGGCGCGAGGCUGUUCGGCCUCAAGGAGUUUGGCAAUAUCUACAGUCGCAUUAUGAACCCCACGGUCGAUGUCUUUGAGAAGCGUAUGGCAGCUCUCGAAAACGGUGUUGCCGCCGUUGCCGCCUCUUCAGGCCAGGCUGCUCAAUUCCUGGCCAUCGCAGCGCUCGCUGAGGCCGGAGACAACAUCAUCUCGACCUCGAACCUGUACGGCGGUACCUACAACCAAUUCAAAGUUGCCUUCCCGCGCCUGGGAAUCAACACGAAAUUCGUCAAUGGCGACAAGCCUGAGGACUUCAAGGACUUGAUCGACGACAAGACCAAGGCCAUCUAUCUGGAAAGCAUUGGAAACCCCAAGUAUAACAUCCCGGACUUUGAGGCUAUCUGCAAGAUUGCGCAUGAUGCCGGUGUGCCUGUUGUUGUCGACAACACCUUCGGUGCUGGUGGCUUCUUCUGCCGCCCCAUCGACCACGGCGCCGACAUCGUUGUCCACUCCGCGACCAAGUGGAUCGGCGGCCACGGCACCACCAUCGGCGGCGUUGUCAUUGACAGCGGCAAGUUCGACUGGGGCAAGAACGCGAAGCGCUUCCCAACCAUGGUCGAGCCAUCGCCAGGCUACCACGGCCUCAAGUUCUGGGAGACAUUCGGCCCCAUCACCUUCGCCAUCCGCGUCCGCGUCGAGCUCCUCCGCGACAUCGGCCCGGCCCUGAACCCCUUCGCCGCCCAGCAGCUCCUGCUCGGCCUCGAGACACUCUCCCUGCGCUGCGAGAGGCACGCCGAGAACGCCAUCAAGCUCGCCAGGUGGCUCCAGAAGAACCCCAACGUUGCUUGGGUCUCGUAUCCCGGCCUUGAGAGCCACCCCAGUCACGAGCUUGCCAAGAAGUACCUCCCCAGGGGCUUCGGUGGCGUCCUGUCUUUCGGUGUCAAGGGCGACGCUCAGGCUGGUAGCCAGGUUGUCGAUAACUUGAAGCUCAUCUCCAACCUUGCCAACGUCGGUGACUCAAAGUCUCUGGCCAUCCAUCCCUGGAGCACCACUCACGAGCAGCUCACCGACGAGGAGAAGAUCAGCAGCGGUGUCACCGAGGACCUCAUCCGUAUCUCCGUCGGCACCGAACAUAUUGACGACAUUAUUGCCGACUUCGAGCAGUCCUUCGCACAAUCCUCGACCCACCCGGACGCUUCUGGUAAUGCGGCGAACGCUGCCAAGACUGGUGACGUUGCGGUCGAUGCCAAGUUGAGCGGUUCUACCUAG